Molecule: messenger RNA, 5127 nt
Organism: Magallana angulata
Lineage: Eukaryota; Metazoa; Mollusca; Bivalvia; Ostreida; Ostreidae
Product: inositol hexakisphosphate and diphosphoinositol-pentakisphosphate kinase 2-like
Exons: 33
Coding region: 214-4524 (1436 amino acids)
Biological process (GO): inositol metabolic process; inositol phosphate biosynthetic process
Cellular component (GO): cytosol
Molecular function (GO): 5-diphosphoinositol pentakisphosphate 1-kinase activity; diphosphoinositol pentakisphosphate kinase activity; inositol hexakisphosphate kinase activity
Source: RefSeq, a predicted model, not a curated record
CGGUGUUCUGUGAGAUGGAUUUCCGUUAGCUCGAAGCAGAAUCAGUUCGACUUUCGUAAACAAAAACAUAGUUUUAGCGGACAAAACAUGAAAGAUGGUUUGAAAUCUUGAUAAUCCAAACAGUGUCUCUGCCAUAAGGCAGUGACAGAAAGCCAGCUAAACAGGAAUUGAUGUUUAGAAAGUGCAGUAGACAGUGAAAAUUAUACACACACCAUGGAAAUGGAGGAAAUUAAGCCCUGUCCAAAUCGGAGCCCAAUUGGCACAGAUGGGACAGCCAUGUUUUUUGUGGGUGAGGAUAUCCUCAUCAAAGGGAAGGGCGAGAACUUGUUUGAGGAACUCCCCGGGGGUAAGAAAAUUGUACUGGGGGUCUGUGCCAUGCAGAAGAAAUCCAACUCCAAGCCAAUGCAUGAGAUCUUGGGAAGACUGGAGAAGUUCAUGCAGAUGCAGACCAUGAUCUUUGAUGAGGACGUGAUUCUGAACAAGCCGAUAGAAGAAUGGCCGAUCGUGGACGUCCUUAUCAGCUUCUUCUCAGCGGGGUUUCCCCUGGACAAGGCCAUUGAAUACACCAAACUGAGGCAGCCCUUUGUGAUCAACGACUUGGAAUCUCAGUACACACUUCUGGACAGGAGAGAAGUAUACAAGACAUUGUUUGAAAAUGACAUUUUACAUCCCCGGUACACAGUACUGAACAGAAAAAAGGAUGAUACAACAGAAUCUCAGGUAGUGAUCUCGGAUGACGCAAUAGAGGUAGAUGGGGACACAUUCCAAAGACCGUUUGUAGAGAAGCCUGUCUCAGCGGAGGACCAUAACAUCAUCAUCUACUUCCCCCAGUCCGCGGGAGGGGGCAGCCAGAAGCUGUUCAGAAAGGUUCUUCUUGGUCACCCACCUCAGAACUUCCACUGUAAUGGGCUGUGGACAUAUUUAGACACUGAACCAUUUCCUAUCGGUUCCAGAAGCAGUGUAUAUUCUCAUACCGGUCGACUUCGGAAAUCUGGGUCAUAUAUAUACGAAGACUUCAUGCCGACUGAUGGAACAGAUGUCAAGGUGUACACUGUAGGUCCAGAUUAUGCCCACGCUGAGGCUCGUAAGUCGCCCGCUUUGGACGGCAAGGUGGAGCGUGACGAGCAUGGUAAGGAGGUUCGAUUCCCUGUGUUACUGAGCGCCAAGGAGAAGAUGCUGGCCCGCAGGGUCUCUCUGGCAUUCAAGCAAACAGUGUGUGGGUUUGAUUUGUUGAGAGCCAAUGGGAAAUCUUAUGUCUGUGAUGUUAACGGAUUUAGUUUUGUCAAGAACUCUACAAAGUAUUAUGAUGACUGUGCCAAAAUAUUAGGGACCAUGAUAAUGCGAGCUCUUGCCCCCCAGUUACACAUUCCGUGGGUUCUUGGAUCCGCCCCGGAGGACAUCCCUGUUGUACCGACCACCUCUGGAUCCAUGAUGGAGUUGAGAAGUGUAGUAGCAGUGAUUCGUCAUGGAGAUAGAACACCCAAGCAGAAAAUGAAAAUGGAGGUCAAACAUAGAAAAUUCUUUGAGCUCUUUGAGAAGUAUGAAGGGUACAGGAAAGGACAUUUAAAACUUAAAAAGCCCAAACAGCUGCAGGAAGUGCUGGACAUUGCCCGCUUUCUUCUGUCGGAGAAUGAGAAGUCGUCGGAUCCCGAAGUCUGUGAGAAGAAGGCUAAACUACAACAGCUGAAACUGGUGCUAGAGAUGUACGGUCAUUUCUCAGGGAUUAAUCGCAAAGUUCAGCUGAAAUACCAGCCAUUCGGACACCGCAAAUCUAAGCGGUCUUCUAGUGAAGACGAUGACGUGCCUCACCCCCCGUCUUUGCUGUUGAUUGUGAAGUGGGGAGGGGAGCUGACCCCUGCUGGAAAAGUGCAGGCAGAGGAGCUAGGGAAAGCAUUCCGUACUCUGUACCCAGGGGGCCAGGGACAGUUUGAAUCUCCAGGGCUAGGGUUUUUACGCCUACACAGUACUUUCCGACAUGAUCUGAAAAUCUAUGCCUCCGAUGAGGGCAGGGUUCAAAUGACAGCUGCUGCAUUUACAAAGGGGCUGUUAGCCUUGGAGGGGGAGCUGCCUCCGAUCCUGGUACAGAUGGUGAAGAGCGCCAACACGAACGGUCUGCUGGACAAACAGGGGGAGACCUCCAAGUACCAACAAGUGGUGAAAGAGAGGCUGACUCACAUGUUGAAUGAAGACAAGGAGUUUGAUGAAGACGAUUACUUCAAGUUGGCACCUACCUAUAGUGAAUCUCUCAUUAAGGCACUGGACUUCAUCAAGAAUCCAAGAAAACUCUGUGAACAUGUGUAUAGCAUGGUAAAAGAGCUCACUGCCAAAAUUAGAACACUUAAAUUGGAGCACAGAACAAGAGAUCUGAAGCUGUAUCAUGGAGAGUCAUGGGAACUAUUAAUUCGCCGCUGGGCCAAGUUGGAGAAGGACUUCAAGAUGAAGGAUGGCCGAUUUGACGUCAGUAAGAUCCCCGAUAUAUACGACUGCAUCAAGUACGACCUACAGCACAACCAGAAGACCAUUCAGUAUGAGGGGGCCAAGGAGCUGUUUGAAUGUUCCAAAGCUUUGGCAGACAUCGUUAUACCUCAGGAGUAUGGGAUCACUGUCGAUGAGAAGCUCCACAUCUCCCAGAGUGUGUGCACGCCUCUGAUGAGGAAGAUCCGCAGUGACAUGGUGCAGUGUGUCAGCCCCGAUGAGGAGGACGAGUCAACUAGACUCAACUCUCUAUACUCCUUAGGGGUUGCUUCCCCUGAGAGAUUUGUGAGGACUCGCCUCUAUUUUACCAGCGAGAGUCACAUUCACUCCCUUUUAAACAUGCUGAGAUACGGAGGCCUUCGUGAUGAGAAUGCCGAGGAGCAGUGGAGGAAGGCUCUGGAUUUCAUCAACAACACUCCAGAACUGAACUACAUGACACAGAUCAUCAUCAUGAUGUUUGAGGACCCUAGCAAGGAUAGCACAUCAGAUGAACGCUUUCACAUUGAGCUUCAUUUUAGUCCGGGUGCGUACAGCUACGGGGAGAAGGGUUUCCACUACCCUCUUAUACAGUCCAAGUCAAUGGCCUACAGAAAUCCCAACGGCUCUUUGAUGAAGCGAGAGACAGCAAAAGAAAAAGAGGAGAAGAAGUGUCACAAAUACGGAGAGUACCAGUGGUCCAAGUCGCCCCGAGACUUCCAUGACCGCCCAGUGUCGGCUCCAAUAAUCAUACAGGAACAGGAAGAGUUUGAGGAGGCAGACAUAUUUGAGCAUGCUCACAACAAUGUACACAAUAUGGACGAUAUCAAUCUCAUCAGUCAAGCAGAACAGGGAGAUCACAAGAGCGCAUCUCCAGAACCAGUCAAGGAGUCAAAGUUCAAGAGUGAACCAGUCAAGGAGUCAAAGUUCAAGAGUGAACCAGUCAAAGAGUCCAGCGUGACAGCUGAACCAGCCAGUAAUUCCAAAUUCAAGACUGAACCAGUUAGUGAAUCAAGACUGAAAUCUGAGAAUGAAAUCAAACUGAAGGCUGAGUCAGUUGAUGAAAGAAAGUCUAAAACAGAGCCAGUCAAUGGGUCAAAGUUCAAAACAGAACCAGUGAAUGAGUCAAAGUUCAAAACAGAGCCUGUCCGUGAAUCAGAAUUAAAAAAUGAUGUAGUGAAGGAUUCGAAAGUUAAGGCUGUGAAAGUGUCAGAACCUGCCAGUAAAAAUGCGGACCCUGCGAUUCCAGAGUGGGACUGGGGCAGUGACCCAGAACACGAUGAGGAAAAGAAACACAAGGAAGAGAAGCCCUCCAACCUGCCAAUAGCAUCAGUGUCUGAACCUAUAGAAAUCCUGUCUCCAUCUUCAAACAGUCAUCAGGACAUGGAGUCUUUAGCUGUCGGGAGAACCAAAUCUCGUGUUCGAUUUGUUAGUCCAGCGGAGCCGGUGCGGUCCCAGAGCCUAGAGGAGAAGAGAAGUAGGAGCCUGGAGGAUAAACCUGCGGAACCCAAGGUGGACAGGCAUGAUCUGUAUGAUAGACACUAUCUGACUGUUCAUCUACCUUUGGCCAGCGACAAGAGAAGGAACUCUUGUUCUAGUCUGUUUUACCUGAAUCCUGAGACCCUCAAAGAGAACUACAUCAUACAGAGAGAAGUGAACAUGUGCAGGUCUAGAUCAGCAUCCAGUUGGGGGUCUAAUACAGCUGCUUUCGAGGGAUUCAACAUGGUGCCAAGCCUCCACCCCUUGGAAACUCUGCACAACAAACUGACGAUGAAGGAACUUGACGAUUUCUUGACGCGGGCCACCACUAGCAAGUUUGUGACCCCCAUUUCUUCACCCCCAUACAGUAACACUCCACUGGCCUCACCACACGUCCCCGUCACAAGAGCACCACGAGGAAAUGACCUGAUACUUCAGCAGUGCCAAGGGAACCAAUCUUCCAGCAAUUCUUCCACCGGCCCUAGCUCCCCUGUAUCAGGAAUGGGAAGCCUGGUCCUGAGUCGGCUCCAGGAUGUGGCCACCUACAUCUUCCAGCGACAGGACAGCAACCAGGACGAGCCACCUCCCAGCUAGUGGACCCAGAAUCGUCUCAGGGGUCAGGGGAUUCCCAGUCCGUACAGGGGACAGGGAGAAGAUCCAGCGACAAAUGAGCUGAGGGUCGGAGAACCAGAACUUGCCACUACCUUAUUUGGACCGGUGUUGUGUCUUCUGCUUGUCAAAACGUUUUUGACUUGGUGUAGACGAGAACUGAAUCUGUUUCUGGCGGUGUCUGAUUCAAGUGUUCAGUAUUCAUGUUGUGUUGUUAUGUCUCAUGAAGUUUUAUCUGUAUGUUUUUAAUAGAUAACAUGUGUCGUUUGUUCAAGAUCUGUGUUAACGCCAGCUAUGUUGUUGUGAUUUCUAUGUUGAACGAAGAAAUCCAAGAUUUUCAUGUACUAGUAUUCUUUUUUUCUUUAAUAUGUUGCUGUUGACAUAUAAGCAAGAUAAUAGAAACGUAUUCGGAAAACAUAUCUGUGAUGCAUUUGUGUGUUUUAGAUGAUUUUAAUAGGUUGAUUGAUGUUGAUAUCUUGUUAUUGUAAAUUACAGCUGAUAGUAUAUUUUACAGAGAUGUUACACCACUAAAUUAUACAUAAAUGUAAUAUAAAUGCUGAAGUGCAAAUAAAUUUGAUGGAGAAAGAU